UCUUACCCAUCCACCGCGGCUCCCUUCGUCUCGUCGUUGAGCUUGAUAUCAGUUACCGGUUAUGGCCACCAAAGCCCCAUCGACGAACGUUGCGUCCAAAGACUGUCCGAAAUGUAAAUCGCGUCGAAUUCAAUGUGAUAGAACCUUACCCAGUUGCCGAAAGUGCUUGCGGCGAAACUAUGAAUGUCCCGGUUAUGGAUUAAUUCUCCGAUGGAAACCAGGUGUCACCAGUAGAGGGAGACCGGCAGGAAGAGAGGGACUUGUUGACGGCGACCCCAGAAGACCAUUCCAUGGACCAACUGAUCGGACCUUACAUGAGGUUAUGUCUCUGACAGCGGUAGACCGUGGACUCAACUCCCCACUUGAUAGCCUCUCUUGUCAAUUGUUGCACCACUUCAACCAAAACAUUGCGACGAAGCUCGCUUGGGUCGACGGCCCAGAAAACCCAUGGCGACAGAUUAUACUCCCCCUCUCACAUGCCUCGCCGAUCGUUCGCUACUCCUUGCUGGCCAUGUCAUCGGAAGAUCUCACACAUAAAUAUACUAUCGACCGGCCUUAUUUCCAUCAACUGAAAGCUCAGUCGCUAUUUUACCGGGACAAAGUCUUGUCCCUUUUACCACAACAUCUAGAACGUCUCUUGAGAGCCCCCAUUUCGUUUGAUUGUGCCAACCAGGCCCGGUUCGUUCUCGCAACGGUUCUCCUUCUCUACAAUCUAGAACUACUGUCGGCAAAGGCGACGCAAUGGCGACUACACAUCCAAGGUGCUCGGGCGAUCAUACAAUGGAAGCUUCAGGCUAUUGGACUCCACCGACCUCCUGACGUCGCGGAUAAUUUCCUUCGUUACGAAUACUACUUCACCGCUGUCUUCAACGGCUUGACUACGUUUGAUGCAACCUACGAUGUCAUUGACGAUAUCCCAAUCAACGACAAAAUCGCCGUCUUUGGUGACUUUGUCCGGAUCAUGCACUGCGUGACCCGAGCCGAGCGAAUCAACUCCAGUGGCAGUUCCAAUACCGAAACGAUCCGGGUAGAAGAUGUCGUGGGCGAAAUAGGAACGGCGAGAGACCGAGCGCUCCAACUCAAUCAGAUCAUGCGGUUCCAUUAUCCCGACGCGCGGCAUGAUUUCGAACACCUAACGCACAUGUAUUACCAUGCAAGCUUGAUCUACAGUCACCGCGUGCUCUCCGAUCCCGCUGCGUCCAAGGACCUCAUUCGGGCUUCUCGAGAUGCUAUUCUCGAUCACUUAUCGCAUCUCAAGGACUUGGCAUAUUUCGCCCACGACCUGGUGUGGCCACUCUUUGUGUGUGGGACAGAGUGCCGGGGGUUCUCGGAGAAGCAGGAUACCAUCGAACGGGCACUUUUGGGGGUGAUUCGACUCAGCGGUAGUCUUGAUCGACGGCGAGUCUUGUCAUUCUUGAGGAUGUUUUGGCAGCUGGACUGCGAAGAUGGUGAGGUGAGUUGGAUUGAGGUGGCGAGAGGUCGACCGGCAGACUGUAAUUUUAUGAUUAUAUGAAAUGAAGUAUGUUCAUUGUUAGGUAA
Messenger RNA from Aspergillus caelatus, 1539 nucleotides. RefSeq names its product Zn(II)2Cys6 transcription factor. Gene Ontology annotation, molecular function: zinc ion binding; transcription cis-regulatory region binding; DNA-binding transcription factor activity, RNA polymerase II-specific. Gene Ontology annotation, cellular component: nucleus. NCBI's taxonomy places the organism in Eukaryota, Fungi, Ascomycota, Eurotiomycetes, Eurotiales, Aspergillaceae. Gene Ontology annotation, biological process: positive regulation of transcription by RNA polymerase II. The transcript has 2 exons. Bases 62 to 1513 code for a protein of 483 amino acids. The record is from RefSeq and is a predicted model, not a curated record.